AUGAGCCAGGCGAGAAGACAACCAGCUGGUCGCCGCCCUCGACCGAGCACCGCUAGAGCACUCAAACCGACCCCCAACGCCCAGCUGCCCUCGCCCCCGAGCAGCAGCAGCCCACCCGCCAGGAGCACAACGAUGGCCGCCCCUGCUGACCAACCAGCCGAGCUCAGCACAGCCAGACUGCUCAAGCCCAAGCAGCCCAGCAGAAGACUGGUCGGCAUGAAGGAACGCAACGAACGAAUCUUCGCAUCCAUCAACGCCUCCCUCAACCCAGCCCCACCCACACACCCACCCGAACCCGCACUCCCCCCACCCCCACCAUCCACCUCAUCCUCAUCAUCAACAUCAUCCGCAAACCUCAACCUGCCCCACCACCAUACCACCCGCUCAGGCCUCAUCCCCUUCGCCAAAGGAUCCAGCCCCAGCCCACGCAAGAUAUCGUCCAGCACUGCCAAAGCCAGCCUCCUCGACCCCGAGAGCACCUCGGAGGACGACGAGCAGAAGUACGGCAGCGUGCGCCACAAACGAACCACACCCCUCAAACCCACCACACCCGAACGAGCUACAGUAAUCCAUGAGCACGCAUCAUCAUCAAGCACAGUCCACCACCCUGCCGACAUCUCCCACCGAAACAGCCGCACCUGCUCCGAAUCCGUCUCCAUGCACACCUCAUCCAGCCGACGCUCCGACUCGUUCCAGAAAACCUUGCGCAACGCCAGCUCGAUCAGCGAGAUCGUCGCCAGACCACCCCCAGAGAUCUCGCCCCCCAGGCCCCCCCCAUCCCAGCACGCCAGCCAAUCUCCCCAAUCCCACCAGAGCGUCUCCCGCCGCCACCGGCCCGGGCUGCCCGACCACUUCGUCCAGCAGCGCCAUCCAGACCAGCUCCGACGCCUCGACCUCCACACCUCCCUCAGUCCCCGCUCAAACCCCAUCCGCCCUUCCACCACCACCACCACCACCACCCGGCCCCAAGACUCCAGCCGGGCUUCGUAUCGCCACAGCGACACCUUCUCCACCGGCCCGGAUCAUAGACUCAAUGGCGUCGAAUCCGCCCUGUCUCGAUACGAUGGCCACCACCACCACCACCACGUUCAUGGCAGUGUUACCAGACACCAAUCCGUCCGCAACAAGCAUGCCAGCUGGUCCGCCUUGGACGAUGUCGGCGGGGACCUGGUCCGCUCCCAAUCAGUACUCGGUGGCGGUAGGCCCCAACAUUUCCCCCCCUCACACCCCUAA
Puccinia triticina is the source of this 1233-nucleotide messenger RNA. RefSeq lists its product as uncharacterized. Bases 1 to 1233 code for a protein of 410 amino acids. The transcript has 4 exons. The record is from RefSeq and is a predicted model, not a curated record. NCBI's taxonomy places the organism in Eukaryota, Fungi, Basidiomycota, Pucciniomycetes, Pucciniales, Pucciniaceae.